GAAAAGAAAAAGAAAAAACCAAAGCCCUGCAGCGGUUCACUCGUUCUUGAGGUUGAGAGAGAGAGAGAGAGAGAGAUUGGGGAUGAGCGGGACCUCCAGUCUGUUACAAUUAUGGCAGAUUCCUUUAACCAAACUUCUCUUCACUCGCUCCAGGUUUUCCAAAGUUGCAGGUCUCUAUAUGGGCCAUGGAACAGAAAUGUAUCCAGCACUAUGCUUCUGUAAGAAUAUACAGACAGCCACAUAUGAAGUUGUGAAUGGAAGUUAUGUAUUGACUUCCCAAACUAAAGAAAACAAAAUAAAGGAUAAAGCAUUGGAAACACAAGAAAAUGUUGGGGCAUUUCAAAAGCUACCCAUGGUGAUGCCAUCAGUUGAUAUUCUUUAUUCAUCCCUGAGGAAGGCAAAGAGGGUCUCAGCUACAAAAGGCAUUGCCAAUAUAGCAAAACGCGAGAGAAAUAAAGGUGCAAAGCAACUUGAUGCGCUGAUGAAGGAACUGGCUGUUCCUUUAAGGAUGUACAAGGACAACUUUCCAAACAAGAAAUAUUUGCACCCUUAUGAACGCUCUCUUAUCGAGUUGACUCUUGGAGAUGGAAGUUAUGAAGAGGUUUUGGGAAAGGUUGAUGCUUUGAGGAAGAAGGUGAUAUCGGUUGGAAAGGAACAUGCAUCACUCUGUGCUAAGUCGACAACAAAGCGAGAAGCAGAGGAACGAUUAAAUGAGGGAAUGGAGAAGCUUGAACAGAUUUUUAGCCAUGAUGGAAAAGCUGUUGACGAUCUAUUGAACGUUGCCAAGACUUUAAGGGCAAUGCCAGUGGUAGAUUUGGAAACACCAACCCUUUGUCUUGUUGGAGCUCCUAAUGUGGGGAAGUCAUCUUUGGUCCGCAUACUUUCAACAGGGAAGCCUGAGAUCUGCAACUACCCAUUUACGACUCGUGGAAUUCUAAUGGGACAUAUUGCUUUCGGCUACCAGAAUUUUCAGGUGACAGACACACCUGGUCUACUAAGGAGACAUGAUGAUGACAGGAACAAUUUGGAAAAGUUGACGCUUGCUGUCCUCUCACAUUUGCCAACUGCUGUACUAUAUGUUCAUGACCUUUCUGGUGAAUGUGGGACCUCAGCUUCUGAUCAGUUUGUCAUAUACAAGGAAAUAAGAGAGAGGUUCAGUAGCCAUCUUUGGAUUGAUGUUGUUUCGAAGUGUGACUUGCUUCAAGAAUCACCUGUCAUUUUCAUCACAGAAGAUAGCAAUGCUGAUCAUCUUGAGCUGGCAAGGUAUCGGAAAAUGGGACCUGAUGGAGCCAUUCAUGUGUCAGUAAAGAGUGAAGCAGGGCUCAAUGAGCUGAAGGAUAGAGUGCAUGAGCUGCUGGUUUUGCAGUCAGCGCUGAUCAAAAGUGAAAAGAGCAACCAAGAAAACCAAGAAAAUCAAGUUGUUCCUAAAAAAUCGUUUGUUUAAUGAUGAAAAUACCAACUUUUGGCUAAAAAUUGUUACAAAAAGUGACAAAUUGUCAUUGCAAACAGACUAUCCAAGAACAUGGCAACUUGGUUGAAAUUCGGACGCAGGCUAAUGAACUGGUUCAACCUCUGCUCGGUAAUGCCAAUACUUGCAUGAUGGUUCGAGUUCUCCUUAUGCAGCAGAUUUGAUGACAGGGCAUUGAGGUAAGGUUUAUACAUAUCUUAGCAUGUCAGAAGUUUUGGUUUGUCUGGGGAUCUUAUUUUAUUUUUAGCACAAUUAUACAGAAAGGGUGUCAGGUUAUGCAGCA
Camellia sinensis is the source of this 1751-nucleotide messenger RNA. RefSeq names its product P-loop containing nucleoside triphosphate hydrolases superfamily protein (gene PDE318). Gene Ontology annotation, molecular function: GTP binding. The record is from RefSeq and is a predicted model, not a curated record. NCBI's taxonomy places the organism in Eukaryota, Viridiplantae, Streptophyta, Magnoliopsida, Ericales, Theaceae.